AUGGCAACCGUGCGAGUGCCAAGUUCGUCAAUUGGGUUGAAAAGUGUGAGGUCGAAUAACCAGUUGGAUACCCAAACAAAGACACCUAUCGGGUCGGUACAAAUUGGUCGGACACCGUAUACACAUCCAUCUGCACACUUCUAUUCGAUUUUUGUCUUCUUUGUCCCCUCAAUUGCAACGUUGUCAUUCUUCAAAGAAGUUUACUUCAAAUAUAUCGAAUCAAGAGAUAGAUACCAACUAACAUCUGACUACAACAUAUCCAGUUUAUUCACCAUCGUAUUUUUUGUAUUGUGUAUCGCAACUGUUCUCACAUCAGUAUUCAACGCGGUGACUCUUAUAAUGAUCAAAAACCUGGAUGACCAAAGAUUGGAAGUGGGAACAUCGAAAUGGGGAUCGAAAAAUGAGUUGAAGAACUCGAUCGCUUCUGUAAACAACCAUGGGAGUGCCAGAUCCGUCCAUUGGGUUGAAGACUGUGAGGAUGUCCAAAUAUCGGAAGUAGCAAGAUUAAAAUCGGGAUCGAAAAAGGAAAAAUCUGGAAAAACUGCGCAAAAGAACGUGGUGGUGUCUACGGAGCCGAGCCAAAAAAUUUCGAAACCGCAAUGUUUCUGCUCCUCCAGGAAUUCGUCGCCUGCAACAGUUAGGUCUGUACCGCCGCCAGCCGCCAUCACGCAACUCCCAGAAUCGGAUCCGAUAUAA
Molecule: messenger RNA, 696 nt
Organism: Caenorhabditis remanei
Lineage: Eukaryota; Metazoa; Nematoda; Chromadorea; Rhabditida; Rhabditidae
Exons: 7
Coding region: 1-696 (231 amino acids)
Source: RefSeq, a predicted model, not a curated record